AAAAUUGACAUCUGGUGUGUUUCAAUUGUUUCCAUUUGGGACAUUUGUGUUUUGUGCUAGUUUUUACGAAUUUGGGCAUAUUUGGUCCAUAGUCGUUGCUCGACACAGCGUAAAUAAUUGUAAUAACAAUGGCCUUAUCAAUGUUUCUUCGCGCUCCAGUAUGCACAAACCAGGCCUUCAGCAAACAGAUAAUGCGGCUAGCAACAUUUUCAGCAACAAAUGGAUCAACAUUAACUGCACAAACACUUCCCAGCAUUGUCCCACUCAAGAAAAUUGCCGUUAAGACUGACAUUACACCAAAAACAAAUUCAGUUCGUUCGUUCCGUACAUCAGCAGUGCGCAUGUCUGAUGAAACGCCUCACGACCACUCCAAGCUGUGGGUGAUAGAGAAGGGGGUCAGUGCACUGAUGGUGCCUCUCAUCCCACUCGGCCUCCUCGUACCCAACAAGUUGUUUGAUUCGAUACUCGCCAUUCUCAUCACAGCACAUAGCUUCUGGGGUUUAGAGGCGAUCGCUGUUGACUACGUGCGCGCGAGUGUCGUCGGCCCCAUUAUACCCAAAAUUGCCAUCGCGCUGGUGUACCUGCUGUCCAUCGCAACCCUCGGCGGCCUCUUCUACAUCAUCAGCCACGACGUGGGCAUCGGCCGCGCCGUGCGCCAGCUCUGGGCCGUCAAGUCAAACUCUCAUAAUGCCUAAACUGACAUAUUCCAUAUGAUACAUGCUGGCUUUUCAAAACUAUUAGACCUUCAUUGUUAUAUUGUUUUUUAUGUACUUAGCUCAAUUUUUUUUCUAAUUAAUGGACUUUUCUUUUCGUCCGACAUUUACUUAAUGUUUUGAACAAAAUUGGAUGUUUCAAACAUCCCUGUAUUUUUUGUGAUUAGAUCCAAGAUCGUUUUUAUUUGUUCGUUUUUAUUUUAUGUAUAUCUGUACCGGCAUCUAAGAUUAUCUUAAAAAUUUUGUCAUUAAAGUAUUACAAUUUUUAGACAUACUAUAAAAACGUGAGAAUAUGUCAGCCAUUCAAAUAAAACAACAACAAAUAAAGCUUAUUAUUUAGCAGAUGUAACUGCUUAAACAAAAAAAAAGAUUGCGUCUACAUAUUUUUUUUUAAAUCUCUCAACUUGUCUCUUGUUUAUUAUUGUGAAAAACAAAAUGAUCUAUUCAAUUGACUUGUAUUUUUAAAAAGGAUUGUUCGUUACGUGUUCAUGUUCGCGUCUGGACGAUGAAUAUUUCUGAAUAUUGUAAUAAAAUAAUUUAUUGAUAGAAUAAUAAACGUAUUAUAGUUG
Papilio polytes (common Mormon) is the source of this 1282-nucleotide messenger RNA. RefSeq names its product putative succinate dehydrogenase [ubiquinone] cytochrome b small subunit, mitochondrial (gene SdhD). The record is from RefSeq and is a predicted model, not a curated record. The transcript is spliced from 4 exons. Gene Ontology annotation, cellular component: membrane; mitochondrial envelope. Gene Ontology annotation, biological process: tricarboxylic acid cycle; mitochondrial electron transport, succinate to ubiquinone. Gene Ontology annotation, molecular function: heme binding; ubiquinone binding. Lineage: Eukaryota; Metazoa; Arthropoda; Insecta; Lepidoptera; Papilionidae. Bases 129 to 695 code for a protein of 188 amino acids.